GCCGAAGUACUUAUCCGGGGGGAAUGCAUUGAAGUAGAAAGGGAUUAGGAGGAGAGAGAAAGAGAGAGGGUCACGCCAAACCAAAUUGUUGGCCAGGCCCAGAUUACAAAGCAGACAGAAAUCCAAAACAAACUAGCACUGUUUGAUUCAGUGUUGGAGCUACUUAAAAAAAAACGGGUAUGAAAAUAUCAGUCCGACAAGAAGCACUCAGGAACGCUUCAAUGCACUAAAAGGUACAAUAUGGAAAUCUUUCUUUAAAAAUUUGCAUCCUCUACAAAGAAAACAAGAGCAUUCUCUGGAUACUGAUUCAAAAGAAGGGACACAAGAUUAGAAUUCUCAUUUUUGCUGAAUCCAGAGUGUUAUUAUGCACCUAUCCAUAUUACUACUCCUCACCUUUUUUCAAGAAAUUCAUGCUCAGUUCCCCCGGCAGUGUGCUACAGUUGCGGCUCUGACAAGCGGUGAAUGUUGCCCAGAUCUGUCUCCCGUGGUGAUACCCGGUUCAGACCGUUGUGGAUCAUCUAUUGGAAGGGGUCAAUGUGUCCAAGUGAUGGCAGACAGUCGGCCCCAUGGACCACAGUACAUGCAUGAUGGUCAAGAUGACCGAGAGCAGUGGCCUCUGCGCUUUUUCAAUCGAACCUGUCAAUGCAACAGAAAUUUUUCAGGAUAUAAUUGUGGGUCCUGCCGUCCUGGUUGGAGUGGACCUGCAUGUGAUCAGCAGACUCAGACAGUCAGACGAAACAUUCUGGAUCUGAGUAACGAGGAAAGGAAUCAAUUCCUAAGAGUCCUUCAUCAAGCCAAAAACACAGUGCAUCCCAACAUUGUGAUUGCUAUCCGGAGGCGGGAAGAGAUACUGGGUCCUGAUGGCAACACACCACAAUUCGAAAAUGUGACAAUUUAUAAUUACUUUGUGUGGUCCCAUUACUACUCUGUCAGAAAGACAUUCCUUGGCCCAGGGCUGCCCAGUUUUGGGGGAAUAGAUUUCUCCCAUGAAGGGCCAGCAUUUCUCACCUGGCAUAGAUACCACCUCCUACAGCUGGAAAAAGAUAUCCAGGAUAUGAUCCGGGAUCCUUCUUUUGCACUUCCCUACUGGAACUUUGCAACAGGUAGAAACACUUGUGACAUCUGUACAGAUGAACUCAUGGGAGCUAGAAGCAACUUUGAUACCAAUCUUCUAAGCCAAAACUCUGUCUUCUCUCAGUGGCGUGUUUUGUGUGAAAAUGUUGAUGACUAUGACACCUUGGGAACCAUAUGCAACAGCUCAGAAGGGGGUCCAAUUAGACGAAACCCAGCUGGAAAUGUUGCUCGGCCAAUGGUGCAGCGCCUUCCUGAGCCACAGGAUGUAGCUCUUUGCUUAGAAGUCGGAUUGUUUGAUACACCGCCAUUCUAUUCAAAUUCAACAGACAGUUUUCGCAAUUCGCUGGAAGGCUACAGCCAACCUUCUGGAAAGUAUGAUCCCAUAGUACGCAGUCUUCACAACCUGGCCCAUCUGUUUUUGAAUGGCACGGGAGGGCAAACCCAUCUCUCGCCAAAUGAUCCUAUCUUUGUUCUCCUUCAUACCUUUACUGAUGCACUUUUUGAUGAAUGGCUGAGGAGGCACAAUACCGAUAUUUCAAUAUUUCCUCUGGAGAAUGCCCCCAUUGGACACAACAGACAGUACAACAUGGUGCCAUUCUGGCCUCCAGUGACCAACAAUGAGAUGUUUGUUUCAGCACCAGAAAAUCUGGGCUACAGUUAUGAAGUUCAAUGGCCAACUCGGGCCCUCCACAUCACUGAGAUCAUAACUAUCGCAAUUGUGACAGCCUUGAUCCUGGUUGCAAUUAUAUUUGCCGGUGCCACAUGCAUAGUUCACGCCAGACGGAGGGACGAUGAAAUUCACCAGCCUCUUCUCAAUGAACAAUAUCAGACCUACUCAGACGAUUACGACAGUAUACCCACCCCAAGCCAGUCAGUUGUGUGAAAUAGCUUGUGCACCUUAUCUAGUGGCUACUCUCUGAUCUAUCUGAUAAUAAAGGACAUUAAGUGUAAUAAACUUUGCUAGAUCUAUCACAAGGGAAAUCUCAAAAGAUUUGUACCUGUAACACAUGUCCUUUGAAUUUUCAUUUGUUCCUUUCGCUUCAAUUCCAUAUAUAUUGUUAGAAAAAAAUAUCUGGCAUUUCCAGACUGUUAAGGUGGCAGCCAUUUGAAAGAGUCUUAAACUAAAUGCUGUACAUGCUUCUUCUGUUUAGCUUGUUCUAGAAACUGAUCCUUUUCUUGGGGUGCAGAUGAAAUGAGAGAGUGGUUAUUAUGAACAUUUAUUGACAGAUACUCAUCAUUUCAAUAAUCUGUUGUUAAUAAUAGUGAAAGAGAGUAAAAGUGGUCACUAUUUAGAUAGUCUUGGUUUAUCAUCCGUGAUCCCUGCUUGAUUAAGAAAUAACCCAUUGGACCAUAUAAUGAAACAAUACUCUAAUUCUAAAUUGUGUUUGUUCUCUCUCGGUGGCACGAGCUUAUGGUUAAAUUUGACUAUGUAACAAUUUGACGUCACAGUUGCUCUGUGAUUUCUGAUUGUUUGGAGUGCUUCUAAGGGGGAAUAUCCUAAGAAAAUCACACACAGGCAAUUAGCAGGUAAAGCAUGUGAUAUUAUCAGUAUUGUAUUUAUUUAUACCCCACUUGAAAGCACCUUUAAGCACAAAAUUAAAAUGCAUGCACAUUCAAAAUGCAAAACAUGGAUGCCGUCGUACCCAAACAAACACAGCAUACACCAUGUCUCUAGUUUUACAUCUGUCUGCAUGUGCCUUCAAAUAGCCUGUUGAUUUCGUAGUGGUUUUUUUUUCUAAGAAAGGGAUACUCAGUUCUCCCAUCCAAGAACUAACUAAAGCUAACCCUGCUUAGUUUCCAAAAUAAGCUGGGAUCUGGUGCCUUUUAGGUAUAGCUACCGUUAUCUAUUUUUGCUAAGAUCUCCGCACAAAUUUGCCCGAAAUAAUUUGAGUGCCAUACAGUAUUGCUUGCAUUCUUGAACAAUAUUCAGCCUAUUGAUCUAUUCUGGUAUGCCUAGAAUAAAAAUAUGUCCACCUCUUUCACAUGCUUUAUGCAUAUAGAAUAUUAUAUAAAGGACAGUACAUAGGACUGCCACAAGAUGGCAGGGCUGAAAGCAAUUUAACUUGUCCCUUACCUUUAAAAAAUAUAUUAUUUCCAAAUCUGUUGCAUAAGGGGGAUUCUGUGAAGGAUAUGUCUGAUGUUAUAUUUAAUAUUUGUACAAAUUAAAGGAUUGUAAUUUCUCAUUUUGAAGAAGAAAGAAUUGGAAUAUAUAUGGAAAUCAGAAAAAAUCAUAUAAAGUCCAAUCAUUUUAAGAGUAGUUUUUUAUUAUAUGUACAGAUAUUACAUAUAGUAGCAUCUUGUUUCUUUGUGUCUGUGGACAUUUCAAUAAACUCUUCCCUAUUUCCUUUGGUUUGGGGCAGGAUUGUGUCUCUGGUAUACACAGAACUUUUCCUGCGCAAGGAAUUAGUUCCUUUCAAUUAAUUCCUUUUUCCAUUGAGUGAAGCAUAAUUACUAUACAUGAUGUUGUAUAUUUAUGAGGGAUAGCAUUAUUCCUUUUAUGGCAUAACUGUAACUUUUUUGGUAGUAUGCACCUUUUAAAUAGUUACAGAAUAUGGCCUCACUCUUGGUAGGAGAGGAAUAUCAUAUAUGGUUUAAUUCACAAAUUGUACUUGAGCUAUUGCUUCAUGAUCUGUUGCAGAAACAAAGAAGUGGAUGGGAAGGGUGUAUAUAUUGGACCAAGAGGCCAAGAACAAGUGGAAUUCUAGUGUUCUUACUAAGGUUGGAUCUACUCUGCCAUUUAAUCCAGUUUCAGAAUGCAGAUUAACUGCAUUGAAUUGGAUUAUGAGUCUACACUGCAUUUCAUCUGCAUUCUGAAACUGGAUUAUAUGGCAGUGUAGAUACAGCCUAAAACUUAACUCUUUUAGUUACUUUUAAAAAGUGAGAUCUAUAUAUUCAUCAAAUAUAGUGGCAACCAAAUUUAUUUUAGCCUUGUAAGCUAAAAAUAUAAAUAAUUACUUUUAAAAAGUAACUUUCAAGCAUUGCUACUUCCCUCGGAGACAACUGAGAUACUGCCUUAACUGUAAACUCCCAAAACACUAAAUUGAGUGUGUCUAUUUAGUUUUUCCUAAAAAUGGUGCAGGUGCCUUGUAAGAUUUCAGAAAAAGAAAGUUUCCCCAAACCCAACAUAUAUUUAUGCUGAAGGAUUAGAGCAGUUGUUACAGCUGUUAAAAAUAUGUGUGUUGAACACACACAGCUGUGGCAGGAAACACUGCACAUACCACUAUGGGCUGGCUAUGGCUUCUCCUCAUAUUGUAGUCAAAUACAUUUUUUCCAAUAGCUUGCUUUGUUUUGUUUCAUUUUGAGAGCACUUUGUUUUUGCUUUUAUUUUUUCCCUUGAUGCCAAUAAAAAAAGUCAAACAUCA
Molecule: messenger RNA, 4436 nt
Organism: Anolis carolinensis (green anole)
Lineage: Eukaryota; Metazoa; Chordata; Lepidosauria; Squamata; Anolidae
Gene: tyrp1
Product: tyrosinase related protein 1
Exons: 8
Coding region: 365-1957 (530 amino acids)
Biological process (GO): melanocyte differentiation; melanosome organization
Cellular component (GO): melanosome
Molecular function (GO): oxidoreductase activity
Source: RefSeq, a predicted model, not a curated record